Fusarium proliferatum ET1 is the source of this 4419-nucleotide messenger RNA. RefSeq lists its product as uncharacterized. Gene Ontology annotation, biological process: nucleoside metabolic process. The record is from RefSeq and is a predicted model, not a curated record. Gene Ontology annotation, molecular function: protein binding; ATP hydrolysis activity. The coding region runs from base 1 to 4419 and encodes 1472 amino acids. The transcript has 3 exons. NCBI's taxonomy places the organism in Eukaryota, Fungi, Ascomycota, Sordariomycetes, Hypocreales, Nectriaceae.
AUGACAAACUACGAUCAAUAUACCAUUGGAUGGAUUUGCGCUAUUGAAGAAGAGCUUGUCGCAGCCUCUGAACUUCUUGACGAAGAAAUCUUUGAGGCUGUUCUGACGCCAAGAGAGGAUAACAACACUUACACCCUCGGAAAAAUCGGAAACCAUUAUGUUGUCAUUGCAGCAUUGCCUAAGGGGCAGUAUGGGAUAGUUAAUGCUGCCAGUGUUGGGAGGGAUAUGGCGCGCACCUUUCCCAAUGUUAGGCUUGGUUUUAUGGUGGGCAUUGGGGGUGGCGUCCCAACCAUACAUGAUAUUCGCCUCGGUGAUAUUGUGGUUGGGGUUCCUUUAAAGCGGAGCGGCGGCCUAGUUCAGUAUGAUCACGGAAAGGCAAUUCAAGAUAAAGGCAUUGGUAUCAUGGGAGCUUUGAACCAGCCCCCAAUGUCUAUCUUGACUGCUAUCACCAAAUUGUCCGCCUGGCAUGUCAGGAAAGGAUGCAAGUUGAGGCAGACAGUCGACCAUAUACUGGAAGGAAACAAUAAUCUUAUGGAAGCCGGUUAUGGACGGCCGCACAAAGAUACUGAUAGACUCUAUGAAUCCGGGUUCGUUCAUCCUUUGGACUCGACAAGCUGCUUGACUUCGUGUCCUCAGUCAAACCUUGUCCAGAGACAGCCACGCAAGGAGGACCAGGAUAGCCCAAAGAUUCACUACGGUCUUAUCGCCUCUGGCAGCCAGCUAAUGGAGGAUGCUAUAGCGCGAGAUAGACUUGCUGUGAAUGAGGGUGUGCUGUGCUUUGAGAUGGAGGCAGCUGGGUUAGCUAACCAUUUUCCUUGCCUUGCUAUUAGAGGUAUAUGCGACUAUUCCGACUCCCAUAGGGGUGAUGAGUGGCAGGGUUAUGCGGCCCUCGUGGCUGCAGCUUAUGCAAAGGAGCUUCUCCUCCUGAUCCCCCCCGAGAAGGUCGAGGCGGAGGAGAAGAUAAAGGACAUCCUUUUUGAGUUUCGUGAACCUAUAUUCGAGACCAAAGAACAGGUUGGAGCUAUAUACCGCAGUAAGCAAGGGGAAGAAGAACUCAAGAUGCUUAACUGGCUUCAAGCGACUGAUUACACCGCUGAGCAAGAAUCCUUUUUCCAGCAACAUCAGCCAGGCACGGGCCAGCAGUUCACGAGUUCCGAAGAAUUUGAACGCUGGCUGGAGACCAAGAAUGCUAUGCUGUUUUGUUCCGGAAUGCCUGGAGUGGGCAAAACGAUCCUUACAGCCAUCACAGUCGACUAUCUGAAAACCAGAUUCAAAGAUGAUCAUGGAACUGGUGUUGCAUAUGUGUACUGCAGCUACCAAACGACAAAAAAGCAGACAGUCCAGGACCUGUUCACGAGUCUUUUAAAACAGCUCGCGCAAACGCAAGACCCUUUUCCGGCCGCCUUAAAAUCACUCUAUGUGGAGAAAUUCAAAGGGGAAGAAAGGCCAUCACCACAUGAUAUCACCAAAGCACUUCGCGACGUCAUCAAUUCUUUUGAUCAAGCGUUCAUUAUGGUUGAUGCCAUAGACGAGUUUGAGCCAACAGAAAGCCUUUUCUCUGAACUCAGUUCUUUGCAGGAACAUGCAAUGGCAAACAUUCUCAUUACUUCGCGGCCCCCAGCUCAGAGCCUCGAAGAUAAACUUGAUAAUCUUCACCGGUGUUUGAGAAAGAAGAUACAAGCCGACGACCACGACGUGAAACUAUAUAUUGAUCAACGGAUGACCGAGAUGCUAGUUCUAAAUGAAGCAAACACUGAAAUCCCGGAAAGAAUCAAACAAGACCUCAGAAAAACAAUCAGGAAAAGGCUUAGCGAAGUUGUGAAUGGAGUAUUUCUCCUCGCCCGCUUUCACCUAGAUGGUCUGAUGAGCAAAACAAGACCCGCUGACAUCGAGGAUGCCUUGCGUAACCUUGUCACUGGCCCAAAUGCUUACAAGGACGCGUAUGAGAAAACCAUCCGAAGAAUCGCAAACCAGCCAGAGGAACAUAGAUAUCUCGCGAGUAGAACAUUGGCUUGGCUCACACUUGCAAAGGAGCGACUCACAAAGGAGCAACUUCGAACCGCACUCAGCAUACGAGAGGGAGUCUCAGAACUCAGCGACGGGGACUUCGAAAGCACCAACGUGAUUCUCCAUGUUUGUAUGGGUCUGGUAAAGAUUGAACAAGGUGGAUACGAUGGUACGAUUAGCUUGCUACAUUUCACAACAAUGGAGUACUUACAGGCCAAUCUCGAUUGCCUUCUGUCUCUGGAGUCUCCCGAUCAGAGAUCAAUUAUAGCGAGAGCCUCACUUUCAGAAUGUAAACGAAAAAUAAAAGCCAAAAGUUAUUACGAGGGGACGAUCGCGGCAUCUUGUGGGACAUAUCUACAAUUCACAGCCUUUGGAACGGGACAAUUUAAAGUCGAUUAUGAUAAUGAUCGCGAAGAUCGGCCUCGCUAUAGAUUCGACGAUAAAGAAAGACGCAGAACGAUUCGAGGAACGCGGCUAUCUCGAUAUCCUCUAUACAUCUAUGCGUCAAAGUACUGGGCGCAUCAUGCUCGCAAGACAGAGACUCGCUCCGAAGUCCUUGACUUUCUGAAAAGCGAGCCUCAUGCAAGCGCAUCAAGCCAAUUAGUCCCCGCUUUUCGAUCAGGGCCUGGAGGCAUUCGGUCAGGAUACGACAAAUCGGUAAGACUAGGCCGUGUAACUGGGCUUCAUCUGGCGGCAUACUUUGGACUUCGCGCGGAAGCCUCUGAGUUGCUGAGCAAUGGCAUGGAACCAGAUGUGAGAGAUGGCUGGGGUAGGACACCACUAUCAUAUGCCUCUGAGGAAGGGCACGUAGUGAUAGUAUCCCUGCUUCUGAGCCAUCAAGUUGACCCAGAGUCAAAAAGCGAUGGUGAUGGUCUGGUUUCACCACGGACGGCAUUAUGUCACGCAGCAAGACGGGGCCAUGCAGAAGUUGUUGCCGUUUUGCUUAGAUUAGGGCGUGCAAAACCUGACUCGACAUUCUCAGAAAGUGAUGGUGAGUCGAGCAGAACUCCAUUAUCAUUCGCUUCAGAAGCUGGUCAUGUGGCCGUUGUCAAAGUUCUUCUUGAGCAGAAAGAGGUGAACCCAGACUUGAAAGGCCCCACGCUUCGUACGCCAUUAUCGUACGCAGCUGGAGCCGGACAUCUUGUCGUCGCGAAUGUACUGUUGGAUACAAAAGAAGUGCACCCUGAUUCAACAGAUGCCAGUGGGUUGACAAGACGUGGGAGGACCCCACUAUCAUAUGCCGCAGAGGGUGGCCACAAGACACUAGUCGAGCUACUCCUUGCAAUCAAGAGUGUAGAUCCUGAUUCCAAAGACCUCUCUAACCGUUCGCCCUUAUCAUUUGCGGCUGGAUCUGGCCAUGAAGUCGUGGUUGAUCUGCUUCUUGCUACAAAGAAAGUGGAUCCUGACUCAAAAGACAACGCUGACAAAACACCCUUAUGCCAUGCAGCAGCGGCUGGUCAUGGAUCCGUCGUAAAACGACUGCUUACGAUCAACCAAGCUAAGCCUGCUUACCAGGGCGGCCAUGGCCUCCCAGCACAGUAUUCUACCACUGGCGAAACCCCAUCCCUUGACGGUAUGAUCAUGUUACUGCUAGCUAAUGGAAGAGUCGACCUGAACGCCAAAGAUAGCAGGGGAUGGACACCACUUUUUUAUGCAGCAAUAUACGGCCAUGAAGCAACGGUAGAUAUGCUACUUGCACAAGAGGACAUAGACGUCAAUGCACAGGACAACUGCGGUCGGACCGCGCUGUCCAAUACAGCGAGCAACAGAUACUAUGCUAGAGCGACAUUUGGGAGACUACUUGCUCAUGAAAGUUUACAGCCAGAUUUAAGUGAUGACAAGGGACGAACGCCACUCUCAUAUGCAGCACAUUCAAGCGAUCUAGCAGUCAAACUACUACUCAAUGAUGCGCGAGCAGAUCCCAACACCAAAGACGAUUCGGGAAGGACGCCACUCUCAUAUGCAGCAGCAUAUUCAAGCGAUCUAGCAGUCAAACUACUACUAAAUGAUGCCCGAACAGAUCCCAACACCAAAGACGAUUCGGGAAGGACGCCGCUCUCAUAUGCAGCAGAGAAAGAGAGUCUGAAGCCUAUAGAGCUCUUACUUGAAGAUGAUCGUGUGGAGGCGGAUCUUCAAGAUAUUUCUGGACGGACGCCACUCUCGUAUAUCGCAGAAAGAGCACAGAUGAUUGUUGAUAAGUUAAAUGAAAAGGGCGCCUACGAUUCGUUUCGGGAAAGAAAAGUAUAUUACCGACGGUGGGACGCAGAGAAGCUAGAUGAGUUAAGGCGGCCGAUUAUGAAAAUGAUUGCAGAGAAGGGAGCAAAUCCUCUCUUCAAAGACAAGUCAGGACGGACACCGGCAGAUAUUAUGCCAGAGCUGAGACAGAUGACAGUUGGCAAGUUCCGACCGUGA